AUGGCUAGUUUUAAAUCAAUAGUAGUGUCUUCCUUACUUCUACCACUCCUUUUCACCUCCCAUGGAGCAGCGGUACCAUCGCCAUCGUCCUGCAAUGCGGACGCGCGUCCUUAUUCAGCCUGGAUGGCCGACAGUGUCAUCUCUCGCGGCCAGGCAGUCUUGCCAGCGGGAACGACGCCGGAAGCGUCAACCUUUCUACAAAUAGGUGUUUUCCAAAACGCCAUUCUACGGUUGAAAGAGUACUAUGGCUCCCCGGAAAGCGCCUGCGCACAGGCCGAUUGGGACGCCUACCUCGAAGCAAGUACGCAGAGCGUCACGCCUUGGCUUCUGAAUGCCACCAAGGAUACUCAGUAUCCUCUUGACAGAUUUUCGGAUGGGAAUGGUCUGUUCUACCAAUAUGAGAGAACAGGAAACGAAACAUAUAAGGCGGCGCUGGAUGCGUUGCAGCAGUCCAUCCAUCUGCAGCCUAGAAACCAAUAUGGGGGAUACUGGUAUUUCAAGUACCCUAACUGGAGUUAUCUUGAUGGGAUGUACUCUCUCAUCCCUUUCUAUUCCACCUACACGGCCCAGUUCGCGACAUCGAACAGUAGCGCUGUAGGAAAGGAUCUCGUUUAUCAACUCGACCUCCUUUGGUCCCAUUGUCGUCAGAACAACACCGGCUUACUGGUACACGGAUAUGACGCAUCGAAAACAGCUGUCUGGGCGAAUCCUGUCACGGGUGGAAGUCCAAUUGUGUGGAGUCGCUCUUUGGGUUGGUAUAUGAUGGCCUUAGUAGACAUUCUGGAGAUUUCACGCCAGCAAGGUGUUCUCAGCCAGGAGCAGUGGGAUCAUGUGCACCAGCGAUUUGUUGCGCUUUCUACUGCCGUCAUGGCCGCGGCUGAUGCAGAGACUGGUUGCUGGUGGCAGGUUAUGACGGAUUCGAACAGAGAGGGCAAUUACAUCGAGUCAAGUGGAUCAGCGAUGUUCACGUAUGCGCUCUACAAGGGUGCCCGACUUGGCUAUUUGCACGGCAUUCCUGAGAAAGCCCCGGUACCCGCAGCCCUCGCCAGUAAAUGCUAUGGUCAUCUUCUCGAAAACUUCGUGGUUGACAACAAGAAUGGAACACUGGGCUAUAAUGGCACAGUAUCCGUCUGUAGUUUGAGCUCGAAUGCAACUUAUGAGUAUUACGUCCAUCAGCCCCUCCUCUACAACAGCUUGCAUGGUUCUUCCUCCUUUGUUCUCGCAAGCGUGGAGCACGAGCGUGCCGCUAAUGUGUCUACAACUUAA
Messenger RNA from Aspergillus caelatus, 1266 nucleotides. Its product is annotated as Six-hairpin glycosidase-like protein. The coding region runs from base 1 to 1266 and encodes 421 amino acids. NCBI's taxonomy places the organism in Eukaryota, Fungi, Ascomycota, Eurotiomycetes, Eurotiales, Aspergillaceae. The record is from RefSeq and is a predicted model, not a curated record. Gene Ontology annotation, biological process: carbohydrate metabolic process. The transcript is spliced from 4 exons.